UAUUCCUUCUUAUUCAUACUCAACUAAGUUACGUGCGUUUCCGCUUUAGAAUCCGUAGGUAUUUCAAAAUGUCGCAUUUGGUAAAUAAAGUCAAGAACUUCGUAUCUGAUAAAUUCCACGGCGUGGCCAAGCCUGAAGCGAGUGUCGCCGACGUGGAAUUUCAGCGCGCCACGAUGAAUAGUGUGGAGUACUUGGCCAGAGUCGCGGUUGAUAAUCCUUAUUCACAUUCUCUCCCUAUCUGUGAGGUCAACUACGCAUUCAAAAGCGACACUAGGGAGAUAGUAUCAGGGACAAUACCAGAUCCAGGGUCGUUGAAAGCAAAGGAUACAACAAUGGUGGAUGUGCAUGUGAAGGUGCCGUAUAACAUAUUGGUGAGCUUGGCAAAGGACAUUGGAGCUGAUUGGGAUAUUGACUAUCAGUUGGAUGUGGGUCUUGUUAUUGACCUUCCUGUUGUUGGUAACUUCACCAUUCCUCUUUCUCGUAAGGGAGAGAUUAAGCUCCCAAAACUUUUCUAACAUGUGCUCUAGUUUCUACUUGCUGUGGACAAUACUAAGUAUCAUGUGCUUUCGUUGUUUUCUUUUGUUCUAUGUUAGUGUAUGGGAAACAUGUUGUAUCACGUGCUUUCUCUCAUUGAGAUUGAACAAGAUUUGUACUAGUA
Molecule: messenger RNA, 658 nt
Organism: Lathyrus oleraceus (garden pea)
Lineage: Eukaryota; Viridiplantae; Streptophyta; Magnoliopsida; Fabales; Fabaceae
Product: desiccation protectant protein Lea14 homolog
Exons: 2
Coding region: 69-515 (148 amino acids)
Biological process (GO): response to desiccation
Cellular component (GO): cytosol
Source: RefSeq, a predicted model, not a curated record